AUGAUAUUUGACCAACAGCCGUGGGGAAGACACCAUGUUCCAGGUAUCAGAUCCGCUUUCCGCCGUCUACUGGCUCCGCUGCUAACACUUCUCUCUCUGAACCAGCGUCUGCGAGGCGCCAUCGAUGCUCGCAUCGCUGAAGAGCAGGCCCGGCAAAAGGCUUCUCAGGAAGGGACUCCGAGAUCUAGUCUAGGCCGUAAUCCAUCUACCAGAACAACGCGACAACGGAGCAGCAGCACACUUCCCACCAGGAGUCCUGACCCGACCGAAUUCGAAUUUCCCAAUGCCGACGAUGAUGGUCCCAGCAGAUCGACGACUCCUCGACAGGAGGCUGCCAGCGUCCAGGAACCCCCUCCAUCAGAAGCGACCGAAAGUGAAAAGCAGACGGCCGACGACUCUGUAGACAAAGAAUCUACCCCUGAUGCCGAACCUAAGCCUGCGCCGACACCAGAACUACCGGCUGACGUGCGAGCAAAGUUGCGCCGAUUGGACAAGAUUGAUUCUAAGUAUCACGAUCUUUUAAAGGCCUACAAAAUAGCACAUUCCAGAGUCCUCUUGAUCGAGCCGUUCGAAGCCGCUCUCAAGGAGAACACGCCGCUGACCAGCAUUAAUGAUCCGAAAGCCUUGACGGAAUACCUCAACCAGAUGUCGCUGAAGAACGACAUGAUCGUGGACGAACUAAAACGGGUUACGAAAGACAAAGACAACCUGAAGAAGAAGGUCGACGAGGCAGAAAAGUCUGCCAAAGAUGCCUGGGAUGAGGUCACCAAUCUCAAGAAGGACCGCAAGGACACCGGUGAUGACACAGAGGACGCAGCACCCGUUUCUCCUGCCAAGACCAAGCCGCAAACGACUUCCAAAUCGCCGGAUGCUGAGGAAUCUGAGGACUUUUUCUCUUUUGAUAAUGAAAUCCCGCGCUUAGAGCACGAGGUCGAAGAAAAAGAGACGGAAAUCACCAAGCUCAAUUCGGAAGUCGGAAACUUGAAGCGAGAUUUGGCUGUGGCACGCGAAUCGACGGAAAGCAUGGUCGUCUCACUAGAGUCUGCGACUAGAGAACUGGAAGGUCUCCGAGACUUUAAAGAAAAGAACGAGUCCCAAGUCGAAGACUUGAAGUCGGUGAACCAGACAGAGAUUGCUCAAAUCAAGUCGAAGCUAGUCGAAGCAGAAUCGGCUGUAGAGAGCUCCAAUACUGCGCUUUCGGAACUCAAGUCUCAGCUGCAAGAAAAGACCGAAGAGCUGGAACGCCUGCAAAAAGAAUCGACGGAUGCUGCAAAGGGUGCAGAUAACUCUGAUCUCAGCGAGAAAUUAUCUCAAACCGAGAAGGAGAGAGAUGACAAGGAAAAGCGCCUAGGGGUUAUGCAAGGUCUCAUGGACAGUUUGAAAACUCAAAUCAAAGAAGGUGAAAGUGUUGUAUCGUCUCUUCGUGCAGAACUUGUCGAAAAAGGUUCACGAGUCGACGAGUUACAGAACCUGGUCAACUUUGUUGACGGUGGCUUCGGUGCUAAUCCUAAAUGGAAAUCAGCACGCGAGCUAGUUGUUGCUGGAAAGACUGCUAGCUUUGAUGAUGUUCGAAAAAGUUUGGCAGAGUCUGAUACAAAGACUGCUACGGCUCCCCCGACUACCAAGACGGAGAUCCAAACUGAAAACCAGGGUGGGAAUUCCGGUGGCUCGAAGAAGAAAAAGAACAAGAAGAAGAAGGGCGGUAAAGGAAACGAAGAGCCGUCUGCUUCGAAGGACACGCCUGGAGAAUCUCCCGCUACAGUAGAGCCUGCACAGGCGGCAGCCCCAAGCACAGUCGAUGCCGCGUCGUUAGAGAAGAAAAUCGAAGACCUCACAGCUCAAGUUGCCGAGAAGGAUGCCGCCAUUGAGCGUCUACACUCGAAACUGAAGGGCGAGGAUGAUCUCAAAGAAGAAAUCGAGUCUCUACGCGACGACCUGCUUCACAUUGGCCAAGAACAUGUAGAGUCCAAGGACUUGGUCAAAUCUUUGCAAGCAGAGAAACAAGCUCUAGAAGAGACGCUUGCCAAGUUGGAAAAAGAGGCCGCUGACCUCCGGGUGAAUGCAUCAAAAGAUGCAGACUCGCAGAAGUUGCACAUUGAUCUUAAAACUGAAUUUGAAGAUUUGAAGGUCAAAGCAACCACUCUCGAAAAGGAUCUUUCAGCAGCCCAGCAGCUAGCAGCUUCCCGAUUCAAGGACCUGACAGACCUGAGAAACACUAUGCAGAAGCUGACCCCCGAACUCCGUAAUCUCCGUGCCGACUCUGCUGAACUAAAGUCUACGAAGGAGGAUCUCAACAAAAAGACAACGGAGUUGGAGAAACUUGACAAUGAGCACGAACGCCUCCGCACAGAAAUGAAGUCUCUUAAUGCAAAUUUCACGGAUCGCAAAAAUGAAGUCAAGACACUCAACCAGAAGAUCCGGCAAGAAACGGACAGCCGCCUAAAGGCAGAAGAGACUUUGUCCGUUACAAAAUCGGAAAUGCGCCAGCUAGAAACAAAGAAACAACAGGCUGUGGAGGCAAGUGAGCGAAUUACCAAAGACCUUUCGAAGACUCAAGAGGAACUUGAAACUUCGCGCACCAAGCUACGAGAAGCCGAGGAGAAAUUAGCCCAGCUCGGUCGAGAUACGAACAGCCUUCGAGAAGAAAUCGAGCUAAAGACGGCUCAAUAUGCGAGCGCCCAAAGUUUAAUGGACAGCAUGCGGGUUCAGGAAACCGAAAUGGCUACGCGGAUAAAAGGCAGUGAAAGUCUGGAAGCAGACUUGGCCGAAGCUCAUCGACACUUGAGUGAGCGUAGCCGUGAGUGUGAGACCAUGCGCCGUUUGUUGAGUGAAGUCAAGAACGAAACAGACAAAAAGAUUCGCGAGUCCGAUGAAAAAUACAAGACUGCUAUCGAAGAACGCGACAACGCAGAAGACGAGAAGAGGAUGACGGAUCGACGUAACGCAAUAGAGCUGGAUAACCUCAAAAAGGAAUUACGAGAGAAUAAAAAGGCAUUGCAGAAUGCAGAGGAAGACAGAGAGGAAUUGGAAUUCUCUAAGAGAGGUUUGAAGCGACAAAGAGAGGAAUUGGAAGCUCAGUCUGAGCGAUCAACGCAAGAAGCGAGGGAGGUGCGCCAGGCGAUGGAGAAGCUACGUGAUGCCUUGGAUGAGAGUGAGAAGCAGGUCCAAGAAAUGGAAAAGGAAAAAUCGGAAUUGCGCCGGUCUAUCGAAGCAAGCAACAAUCGGAUUGAAAAGCUACGCAAGGCCAACAAGGCUUUGACUGAAGAUUUUAGAUCUGGCCAAAACACUCUCAAACGACCUUCGACGACCGAGUCUGGUGCUCACUCAUCACGGUCUUCAAUUGAUUCUCCAAGUCACAGGGCGGUCUCGCGUGGCCGGGAUUCGUCUGCGACGCGAAGCGAGACCCCCUCUGGGUCUGGUGGAGCUCAACUGGACUAUAUCUACCUGAAAAACGUCCUUUUACAAUUUUUGGAGCAGAAGGACAAGAAUUAUCAAAAGCAGCUGAUCCCAGUGCUGGGUAUGCUGCUUCAUUUUGAUCGCAAUGAUGAACAAAAAUGGAUGUCUGCGGUUAUGUCACGGAAUCGCAUCGCAUUCCAAGGCUUAUUAUUACCUGUAACAAUGUCUGACCAGCCAGUUAUCCGCCUGGCAACACCUGAGGAUGUUCCAAUCAUCCUGCAGUUCAUUCGUGAGCUUGCAGACUACGAGAAUGCACUACACGAAGUAGAAGCCACACAUGAAUCGCUUCUCGCGACAUUAUCAUUCCCGGGGACGCCGCCCAAAAAGGGCUCAACCUACACAGCCCUGAUCACACCUCCUGCGACAGCGGAAAACCCCUCUCCGGUGCCCGUAGGUAUGGCUCUGCAUUUUUACAACUACUCAACAUGGCGUUCAGCACCGGGCAUUUAUCUCGAAGAUCUCUACGUGCAGCCUGCCGCGCGGGGCAAGGGGUAUGGGUUUCGGCUUCUGAAGUUUCUGGCCAAAGAAGUGAUCAGCAUUGGAGGGCGCAGACUCGAGUGGAGCGUGCUCAAGUGGAACGAGCCUAGCAUCAAGUUCUACAAGUCGAUUGGGGCGAAUGCGAUGGAGGAGUGGGAGAAGAUGAUGGUUGAGGGAGAGGCCUUGACCAAGCUGGCUGCGGAUUUGUAG
Messenger RNA from Talaromyces rugulosus, 4143 nucleotides. RefSeq lists its product as uncharacterized. The record is from RefSeq and is a predicted model, not a curated record. NCBI's taxonomy places the organism in Eukaryota, Fungi, Ascomycota, Eurotiomycetes, Eurotiales, Trichocomaceae. The transcript is spliced from 5 exons. Gene Ontology annotation, molecular function: N-acetyltransferase activity. Gene Ontology annotation, biological process: protein acetylation. Bases 1 to 4143 code for a protein of 1380 amino acids.